Molecule: messenger RNA, 1365 nt
Organism: Habropoda laboriosa
Lineage: Eukaryota; Metazoa; Arthropoda; Insecta; Hymenoptera; Apidae
Gene: Mdh1
Product: malate dehydrogenase, cytoplasmic-like
Biological process (GO): malate metabolic process; oxaloacetate metabolic process; tricarboxylic acid cycle
Cellular component (GO): mitochondrion; cytosol
Molecular function (GO): L-malate dehydrogenase (NAD+) activity
Source: RefSeq, a predicted model, not a curated record
UCAUCCUGAUUGACCUUAGUACCUCUGGAGUGCUCGUUAAUGAUUUUUAUCCAUAUCAUUUAAAAAUUUUACUGUUCAUAAUCAGACGUAUUAAAUCAUGAGUGAAUCAGUGAAACCAAUUAAUGUUGUGGUUACGGGAGCUGCAGGGCAAAUUGCCUAUUCCCUAUUGUACCAGCUUGCAGCUGGUACAGUUUUUGGCCCAAAUCAACCUAUUAAUCUUCAUUUAUUAGAUAUUCCAGUUAUGAUGAAAGUAUUGGAAGGAGUAGUUAUGGAAUUACAAGAUUUAGCACUUUCACUUUUAAGAGAGGUUGUUCCUACAGCUGAUCCAGCUGUAGCCUUCAAAGAUGUAGCUGCAGCUUUUCUUGUUGGGGCAAUGCCCCGAAAAGAAGGAAUGGAAAGGAAAGAUCUAUUAGCUGCUAAUGUAGAAAUUUUUAAAGUUCAAGGAGAAGCUCUAGACAAAUAUGCCCGAAAAGAUGUUAAAAUUUUAGUUGUUGGCAAUCCUGCUAAUACAAAUGCUUUAAUUUGUUCUCAUUAUGCACCAUCUAUUCCAAAAGAAAAUUUUACUGCUUUAAUAAAUAAUAUAAUAUUUGUGAAUAGGUUGAAAGUAAAAAAUGUUAUUAUUUGGGGUAAUCACAGUUCAACUCAAUACCCUGAUGCUGCACAUGCUACUGUGAUGCUUCAAGGUUCCAAAAAGUCAGUACCUUCAGCUGUAAAUAAUGAAAACUGGUUGAAUACUACCUUUGUGGAAACAAUUCAAAAACGUGGUGCAGCAGUAAUAGCUGCCAGAAAGAUGUCAUCUGCAAUGUCAGCUGCUAAAGCAGCUGGAGAUCACAUGAGAGAUUGGUGGAUGGGUACCCUACCUGGUGAAUAUGUCAGUAUGGGUGUGUUCUCUGAUGGCAGCUAUGGAAUUCCAAAGAAUGUUGUGUUCUCUCUCCCAGUUACUAUAACACCAAAUGGACAGUAUAAAAUUGUUCAAGGAUUACCGAUCAGUGACUUUGCAAGAUCAAAAUUAAAUGUUACAUCCAAUGAAUUGGAAGAGGAACGUGCAGAAGCAUAUAAAGUGCUACAAAAGAAGUGACUAGGAUCAGCAAAUUAUGAUUCUGAAAGUCGCUUACAUAUUCCGGCGAAAUUUUAAAAAAUAAAAUUAAAACUUUUGCAUGAUAUUACAAAUCGUAAUAUGUAAUAUAUAGACUAUGGUUGUCUGGUCAAACUUUAAAAAUGGCACCCAUCAGUCUAAUGUACCAUAUAAGUAUAUUGCUGAUCAUAUAUCAUACAGAAUCUACUGAGAUGUCUGUAUAUCUUUUCUAACUGGUAUAGGAAUUAUAUACGUUUAUAUUCAUAGACUGUAUAAAACAUGUAACAAAU